Drosophila miranda is the source of this 2745-nucleotide messenger RNA. RefSeq names its product V-type proton ATPase 116 kDa subunit a (gene Vha100-4). Lineage: Eukaryota; Metazoa; Arthropoda; Insecta; Diptera; Drosophilidae. Gene Ontology annotation, biological process: proton transmembrane transport; vacuolar acidification. Gene Ontology annotation, molecular function: ATPase binding; proton-transporting ATPase activity, rotational mechanism. Gene Ontology annotation, cellular component: vacuolar proton-transporting V-type ATPase complex; vacuolar proton-transporting V-type ATPase, V0 domain; plasma membrane. The record is from RefSeq and is a predicted model, not a curated record.
UUGGAUCGGUGCGAACGGUACUUACUUGUCUCUCACAAAAAGGAUAUUAAUAAUUUGUAAAAAUGCCAGAAUGGUGGAGUUUCGGCUCCCAACAGGAGACCGACAGCAUCUUCCGCAGCGAGAAGAUGUGCCUGGUGCAGAUGUUUCUGCAGCCGGAGGCCGCCUACGACAUCAUUUCCGUGUUGGGCGAGGUGGGAUGCGUCCAAUUUCGAGACAUCAAUGGGAGCGUCCCCGUCCAGCAGAAAAAGUUCAUCGCGGAGGUGCGUCGCUGCGAUGAGCUGGAGCGCAAGAUCCGCUAUGUGACCGUCGAGCUGGUGAAGGACGGGCACAAGGCAAUCGACCUGAUCGACGAUUUCCCGCCUGCUCCGAGGCCCUGCGACAUUAUCGAGCUGGAGACGCACCUGGAGAAGACGGAGACGGAGGUCAUGGAGUUGGCCGCCAACAACGUAAGCCUGCAGACCAGCUACCUCGAGCUGACAGAGAUGAUCCAAGUGCUGGAGCGGACGGACCAGUUCUUCUCGGACCAGGAGUCGCACAACUUCGACCUGAACAAACGCGGCACCCACCAGGAUCCGGAGAAGUCAAACGGAGCUCUGGGUUUCGUGGCUGGCGUCAUCGAUCGGGAAAGGGAAUACGCCUUCGAGCGCAUGCUCUGGCGCAUCUCUCGCGGCAACGUCUUAGUCCGUCUCUCAGAAGUGGACGUGCCCCUAACGGACCCUCGCACGGGCAGCGUCCUGCACAAGAGCGUCUUCGUGGUCUUCUUUCAGGGCGACCAGCUGCAGGCCCGCAUUCGCAAGGUGUGCACCGGCUUCCACGCCCACAUGUAUCCCUGUCCCAGCUCGCACGCGGAGCGCAUGGAGAUGGUGAAGAGUGUGCGCACGCGCCUGGACGACCUCGGUACCAUCAUGGGAAGAACAAAGGACCACCGAACCUGCGUGCUGACAGGUUUGGGGAAUCAGCUACCCCAGUGGUCGAUCAUGGUCAAGAAAAUGAAGGCCAUUUACCACACCCUGAACCUGUUCAACGUGGAUCUGGGCAACAAGUGCUUGAUUGGCGAGGCCUGGGUGCCCAAGCGGGAACUGGAGCUGGUGGAGCUGCCGGCCCUCGCCGAGGGAUCGGACAAGGUGGCCAGCACUGUUCGCUCCUUUAUCAACGUAAUUGACACCAAAGGAGAGCCACCUACAUAUUUCCGCACCAAUAAGUUCACGCGCGGCUUCCAGAACUUGAUCGAUGCCUACGGUUUUGCCAGCUACCGGGAGGUGAACCCGGGCCUAUUCACCUGCAUCACCUUUCCCUUCCGGUUCGCAGUGAUGUUUGGCGACAUGGGCCACGGCUUCAUUCUAUUCCUGGUCGGUCUCUGGAUGAUCGUGGACGAACGGCGCUUUGGCAAGAAUCGAUGGGGAGAGAUAUGGAACAUAUUCUUUGCGGGUCGCUACAUAAUCCUUCUGAUGGGGCUGUUCGCCAUGUACACGGGCUUCCACUACAACGACCUGUUCUCGAAAUCGAUAAAUGUGUUCGGUUCGCACUGGCUCGUGCCCCAUAUGGGCCCAGGGCUGCCCAGUCCGAGUGUCCAGUUGGACCCCGCGGUCGCCACUCGCGGAGUCUACCCCAUGGGAAUCGAUCCCGUGUGGCAGUCGGCAGCCAAUAAGAUCAUCUUCUUCAAUACGUACAAGAUGAAGUUGUCGAUUAUCUUCGCAGUGUUGCAUAUGACCUUUGGCAUCUGCCUGUCUGUUGAGAACUUUGUGCACUUCAAGAACUACUCCGACAUUUUACUGCAGUUCGUGCCGCAGGUGCUUUUCCUGCUGCUGAUGUUCGGGUACAUGUGCUUCAUGAUGUUCUACAAGUGGGUCAAGUACAGUGCCACCAGCGAUAUCCUGGCCAACACUCCAGGCUGUGCCCCCUCCGUUCUGAUCAUGUUCAUCGACAUGGUGAUGUUCAAGAAGGAAGUCGCUAUGCCGGGCUGCGAGGUAAGCAUGUUCCCCGUUCAGAGGGAGCUGGAGACGACUUUCCUCGCGCUGGCCCUGAUCUGCAUACCCUGGAUCCUGGUCGGUAAGCCACUCUAUAUCAAGUAUAAACGCCGGAACAAGGUCUGUUCAAUUAGCUCUAGACUGGAGGAUAUUCUUAGCUCUAAUAGUGAUCUUCUUUAGCCUGAGGUGGCCGAGUCCCAGGUGUCGGUCGACCAUAGCGAGGAGGAGGACGAGCCCAUGAGCGAGAUCUGGAUACACCAGGCUAUCCACACCAUCGAGUACAUCCUGAGUACCGUCUCUCACACGGCUUCCUAUCUCCGUCUCUGGGCCCUGUCCUUGGCUCAUUCUCAACUCUCACUGGUGCUGUGGGAAAUGGUGCUGAUGAAAAUACUGUCGUUUCCAUUAGGCUUUGUAGGCUCCAUUGCGAUCUUCCUCGUCUUCGCCAUUUGGGCGUUCUUCACGAUUUCUAUAAUGGUCGUGAUGGAGGGCCUGUCCGCCUUCUUGCACACCCUUCGUCUUCACUGGGUGGAGUUCAUGAGCAAGUUCUUCAUGGGAACCGGAAACCCAUACACGCCUUUCAGCUUCAAAUAUCUGUUGAAACCGGAGGAGGAUGACUAAAAUGCAGUGCAACCCAAAGCAUAAUGGUUCCACAUAUAUAAUCCAUUAUUAAACGAUGUAUUCUAGAACUUCCUAGACUUAAUUGAUUCUGCAAUGCACAGAGAAAGGCCUUUCCGAUAGUAAAAACAUUGAAAUUUGCAAAGAAGUACUUCAGUAGUAG